Messenger RNA from Thalassophryne amazonica, 1717 nucleotides. It is a transcript of the gene slc22a13a, whose product is annotated as solute carrier family 22 member 13a. Gene Ontology annotation, molecular function: transmembrane transporter activity. Lineage: Eukaryota; Metazoa; Chordata; Actinopteri; Batrachoidiformes; Batrachoididae. The record is from RefSeq and is a predicted model, not a curated record. Gene Ontology annotation, biological process: transmembrane transport. Gene Ontology annotation, cellular component: membrane.
AUUUACUGUGAGAGAAUGAUCAGUUUUGGAGAGAUUCUAACAGCCAUAGGAGAUUUUGGAUUAUUCCAGAAGCUUAUUGCUUUUGGGCUAAGUGUUCCAACCCUUUUAAUGCCCAUAUUUUUUUCCAGUUUUCUUUUUAUCCAGUCAGAUCCAGAGAGACACUGUAACACAAACUGGAUCCUCCGUGCUGAUCCUAACUUGACAACAGAUGAGCAGUUGAACCUGACCGUGCCCCGGGAGCAAGAUGGGACAUUCAGCAGGUGUCGGAUGUUUGUCCCUGUGAAAUGGGAUAUUAAUGCCAUCAGACAAUAUGGACUCAAUGAGACCACCGGCUGCCAGAAUGGAUGGAAAUACUACAAUACACAAUACGAGGCAACCGUAGUAACUGAUUUUGAUCUCAUCUGUGACAAAUCUUACAUGAUUGGACUUUCUCAGACGGCUAUGAUGACUGGUUUACUUUGUGGUUCAUUCAUUUUUGGACCUUUGGCUGAAUCGUACGGUCGCAGGAAAACCACACAGUUAACAGCUGUUGUGACAUUUAUAUUCGUCAUAAUCGUUGGCUUGUCUCCAAAUGUGUAUAUUUACAUGGUGGCACAGUUCAUCGUUGGAGCUGCAAUUGGAGGAUACAGAAUUAAUGCAACAGUAUUGGGUACUGAGUGGACUGGAGUCACCAGAAGGUCAGUUGUGUCCUGCCUGAGCCAGAUGUUUGGAGGUGUUGGGCAAUGCGUCAAUGUUGCCCUGGUCUAUUUUAUUCGAGACUGGAGAAUAGCACAGUACAUCAUGGCAAGUCUACAGGCUGUGGUAUUUGUGUACAUAUGGUGGAUUCCUGAGUCUGCAAGGUGGUUGUUUGGACAGGGCAGAACCCAAGAAGCCUGUACCGUAAUACGGAAAGUUGCAGCAAUAAAUAAAAUGAAAAUUCCAGAGAAUUUGCCAGAGCAGGUCGCUGAAAAACAGAAUAUCCAGACAGGAGGAGUCAAAGCAUUAUUUGCCUCAGUGGUGCUGGCAAAAAAUUUCUUCAAUCUGUCUUUUGCAUGGUUUUCAUUAAAUUUAGCUUACUUCUGCCUCGUCCUGAAUGUGGGCAAGUUUGGUCUCAGCAUCUUCUUGGUGCAGCUCCUGUUUGGAGUCUGUGAGAUACCAGCACAUCUCAUCUGUAUUUGGAUUCUGGAAGUGGUGGGGAGGAAACUAUCCCUGAUAUCGACCCUCCUGGCUGGAGUGGCUUGCUUCUUAACCCUGGCCUUUUCUCAAGAUAAUGCCGUUGCCCUAACAGUCCUUGCAACCAUCGGAAAGUUCUUUUUCAGCUGGUCUGGCUCGGUCUGUAUGGUCUAUGCUCAGGAGUUGUUUCCUACUUCUGUUAGGCAAACGGCAGUUGGUUUGGCAUCCACCAUGUUUAGACUAGGAGGGCUGGUUGCACCAUUGCUCAACAUGUUGGCCAGAUAUCACUGGUCCAUUCCCAUCACUAUAUUUAGCAGCCUCACAUUAGUCUGUGCAGGCCUGAGCAUCCUGCUUCCUGAGACCAGGAGGAUGGAACUCCCUGAUUCAAGUGAAGAGACUGAAAGCAACAAAAAUAUGAGCACCAAGAAGAGCAGCGAGGAUUCCAACAUGGCACAUGUCACCAUGAGUUCAACCAAACUGUAGUCAGCAAAUAUCAAUUAUCAUCUGUUCAGUAGAAUAACACCAACUGAAUUUGAUGGUUUGUGAUACUGGAGCUGGACAAAUU